Molecule: messenger RNA, 2759 nt
Organism: Rubroshorea leprosula
Lineage: Eukaryota; Viridiplantae; Streptophyta; Magnoliopsida; Malvales; Dipterocarpaceae
Source: the annotation of a GenBank genome assembly
AAAAAAAAAAAACAGAAAGAUGCAAGCCCAAUUCCACCAUGAAUUAGCGAAAACCAGAACUCCCCAGCUUCGCACCAAAAAGAGGAAACAAUCAUGGCGGAACCGGUUUCGUCCUCCUCCUCUCCGAAACCCCUCCAACCCCCAAACCCUUUGAUUGACCCAUCAUCGGCGGCGACACCGACCUCGUCAACGACAGUGAACGCCAAUCCGACCCCGCCUUUGACGACGACGCAGACACCAGCAAUUCUUCCUCAAAACAGCAACCCCAACAAUCCCUCGCCGCAAAUCCCAUCCCCUUCUCCUCUUUCUCAUCCUUCUCCGUCUAUUGACCCUCAACAGCAACAACAGAAUCAGCAUCAGCAACAGCAAAUUUCGCAAAUUUCCUCUCCUCCCCUCCCUCCUCUCCCCCAACAACAGCAACAACCACACCAACUGUUACAGCAGCAACAGACACCGCAAAAUGUGGCAGCCAUGACGAGUUUCCAAAUCCAAGCACUUCAGAGAUCCACCUCCCUGUCUCGCCUCAAUCAACUUCAACAACAGCAGCAGCAGCAGCAGCAAUCCCAGUACGGGAACCUUUUGAGGCAGCAACCAGGGUCAUAUGGGCAAGUAAAUUUUGGUGGGUCACCUUCAAUUCAACAGAACCAGCAGCAGAAUCAACAAAUGGGUACUUCAAAUUUACCCCGGUCUGCUCUGAUUGGGCAUGGUGGCCAUUUGCCUAUGCUUUCUGGUGCUACAAAGUAUAAUUUGCAGUCCCAACUCUUAGCUUCGCCGAGGCAGAAAGCUGGGUUGGUUCAGAGUUCCCAAUUUCAUCCAGCAAAUCCCACUGGACAACCUUUGCAAGGAAUGCCACCAAUGGGAAUGAUGAGUCCACUCAACUUGACCUCACACAUGAGGGCCAAUGGAGCUCUUUAUAACCAACAGCUGAGGCAUCAACUAUCUCAAGCUCAACUCACAUCUCAUCAGGUUCAAAGCUUGCCAAGGGCCUCAUCUAUGGCAUUGAUGAAUCCUCAGUUAUCAGGGUUGGCUCAGAAUGGGCAGCAGGGUAUGAUGCAGAACUCUCUUUCCCAACAACAGUGGUUGAAGACAAUGCCAUCAAUAUCUGCUCCGGGAUCACCCUCAUUCCGGCUUCAACAACAACAACAACAGAGGCAAACACAGGCCCUUUUGCAGCAGCAUCUGGCUUCUUCUUCUCAGUUGCAUCAAAAUACUAUGGCUAUGAGUCAGCAGCAAUUGUCUCAGCUGAUACAACAGCAGCAGCAACAAAUGGUACAUUCUCAAAUGCAGCAAUCACAGCCACAGCAGCAGCAACAUCAGUCACAGCAGCAGCAGCAGCAACAUCAACAGUUGCAGCAACAACCACAACAUGUACAAGUGCAACAAUCAAUGUUACAUCAGCAACAGCAGCAGCAGUCCCCUAGGAUGCUAGGUCCAGCUGGCCAGAAAUCCCUUAGCUUGACAGGAUCGCAGCCUGAUGCAACUCAAUCUGGUACAACCACUCCUGGGGGCAGUUCAAGCCAAGGAACUGAAGCAACUAAUCAACUCCUUGGAAAACGAAAGAUUCAGGAUCUGGUUUCACAGGUGGAUUCACAAGGAAAACUGGAUCCAGAAGUUGAAGAUCUGCUUUUGGAGAUUGCUGAUGGCUUCAUUGAUUCUGUAACUUCAUUUGCAUGCACUUUGGCAAAGCAUCGUAAAUCAUCAACGUUGGAGUCCAAAGAUCUAUUGCUACACUUAGAGAGAAACUGGCGUCUGACUAUUCCAGGAUAUUCAAGUGAAGAGCGCAACCAAACAAAAACUUUGUCAAGUGAUGUCCACAAGAAGUGUCUUGACAUGAUACGUGCAUCAAUGGAAUCAUCUCAACCUGAAACAAAUGCAAAUACUCCGAAAGAGAUAACUAGACCUGGCCUUGUAAACCCAGUUAGUUCUAACCACCUAAUGAGACCUUCACCAAGCUCUGAGCAGUUGGUUUCACAAGCUGCUGGUUCACAAAUGCUGCAACAAAUGACACGUUAGUGAUGGAUAUAAGUUCCUGAUUCAUUAUUUGGUGCCACACAGAUUGCAUAUGGCUGUUGACCCUGUUGGUAAGUAGGAUUAGUCACUUCGGUUAUUGAAUUUAUUGUCUCUGCUUCUGUCCUGUCUCAUUCUCAUUUUACUUAGGAUGGUAAGCCUUUGUUUGUUACCUUUCCAGUUGUUCUUAAGAUUUUCUUUUUCUUUUUUGCUCCAUAUCUUGCUCUCAAAGUUCUCUUGGUAUCCUUUGAUGUUGACAUUAACUUUCUGGAAGUAACCACUUUUCUGAACUUUCUUCUUUAACAGUCAAGGUUAGUAACUUCUUUAUUUGAUCUAUCUUUGGCUAUAUAGUGCCCAUCUGUGGGUUUUCUCUGUAUUUUAUUUUGGAAUAUGAAAUUAUUAGACUAUAUAAUAGGGGAUAGCCUUCCCCUCCCCACAAUCCCUCCCUAUCUGCAUUGAGAAUAUGAACCUAAGAUCUCAGACUUAGAAACUCAGGUUUUUAACUACUUGAAAUAGCCUCUUUUGUGCGUGGGGUUUACCUGUGUGUUGCUUAGGAACUUCGUCUGGACUAUUCAUAGCAGGUCUCACAAAUCCACUCUUCCUGACAAUAUUCUUGUCUUCAUUUAUUUAUUUCUAUGAUCAGAGCAAAAUCUCAGUGUUUUCCAAAAUAAUAAUUUUCAAGAGUAGAAAAAUUCUGAUAAUUAAUUGUUAUUUCCACACUCCUUAUGAGUUAAUUAAGGACUGCAACUUCU